Molecule: messenger RNA, 3033 nt
Organism: Schistosoma haematobium
Lineage: Eukaryota; Metazoa; Platyhelminthes; Trematoda; Strigeidida; Schistosomatidae
Exons: 5
Coding region: 2403-2855 (150 amino acids)
Source: RefSeq, a predicted model, not a curated record
CUAGGUAUGACCUUGGAGUUUUCAGACUGACUUUUGACCAAUGAGAACGGCCAAAAUCAGGAGUUUCUCUUUUAAAUAACAUAAGAAUCAAAUGUUUAUGUUUAGAAGUUUUCUAAAGGGGCGUAAACCCUUGGUUGCUUUAUUUCUUGAAGUCUGGGAUUUUUUCACACAACCGUUUGGAAUAGUCGCUGAAAUGACCAACUGAGACAAUUGUUUCGGUAUUAAUGCUCUUAAAACAAAAUAGUAAAUUAUUGGUGCCCUUCGUCGACUCGUAUGACACCAUCAAGUUGUCUAUUCUGAAUAUAAAAAACGUGAUGAAAUUUUACAAAAUUUUGUUUCAUGUAAAAUUUGCAAUGAAGGGAAUAAGCGUUGUGUUGUUUUCCUUUUACAUUAUGUCCCCACCGUACAAUGCCACAAAAAGCCUCCAAUUUUUAAUCUGAGGGGACUUAAGGUCGAACAAAGUAGUUUGAAAACUACUGGUCAGUGCUUAAAUGAUAUUCAACAUUAUCGUCUAAAGUUUGUUUGACCCGGCAGUUUAGUAAUUAGACACACUUGUCAGGCCUAUUACUGAAGGGUUAAAUUGACUAUGAUACUACUAUGUAAUCGAAAUACCUAACGACUGAAUAAUGUUAAAUACCGGUACUUAAGAUGGACUAUGGCCAUAGUCCAUUUUCAUAGAUGCAGUCAAGUGGAUGAAAAAUAUGCACUGAGAUCUAACAAGGAAGUGUUAGUAAGAAACUAUGCGUAAUUUAUCCGUUUGAAGGCUCUCCUGCAAGCCUAAGUUCUGUUCGCUUUCGUAUGACUGUUGACUACGGAGUGUACACAAAUAAGUAUGAUUUACCUUGCUAAUCGAACCUUUAAACAACAUUUCGAGAAGACAUUUUUAUCGUUAAGUUAGUUUUAUAACCUGAAAGCUAUGAUAACUGGGCGAGUGGGAAUCUUUCACUUAGAGCAUCUCAUAAUAACAAUACAGAAUCUCUGUUGCUUAUAUUCAAGCCUAUUUGAGUGCAAAAUUGACGUACAAAGUAAAGGUUAAGGGGUGUGAUCCGUAAAGUACUAUCACUUCAGUAGAGAAUAAGACUUAUUAGGUAAUCUAAAACAACUCACCAUACAACAUUUUUGAAUGGUAAGAUAUAUAUUUUUCGAAAUUCAUUGUUAGGUUGGAGGUGGAUACAUUACAUUAUGGUUUAUUUCUUAAGUAGUUGAUUCUAAGUACUGCUUUGCAAAGUAACACGGUCGUGUCAGCCGUUUAUAAGCAAUUUUGUGAAAUGUCUUCAACCCUUGAUGUAUUUCAAUUAUUUCUAGCACGAUGACAGAAAAUUAGAAUAAGCUCAAUAGAGGCUAAUUAAAAAAUCUGAGUCUCUUGCUUUCAGUUAACGGUAAAAGAUAUAUUCUUAAAGUCAGACUCUGACUUGGCUUCGGAGGUUACGCUCAACUUCCAAUACUAUAUAUGGGGUUUAUACAGCAUACAACUAGCCAAGCCAAAUAGGGCCUCGGUUUGUGCUCUAAUCAAAUAAGUAGGAUCAAUUAAACACAAACUGUGCCACUUUUGUUUUGUCAAAAAUGUUCAAUCUUCUUUUAAAACUAUUCAAACUGCAGUAAGAUUAUUAUUAUAUCUGUAGGAACCCAAUACUUCCUAAAUAAUGAAGAUUGUGAUUAUCAGUCUGUUAGUGAUAACUAGCCGUUUAUCCCAAUAUUUUUCUUCAUCUACCACGUUGAAGUACUUAUUAUUGCUCAGAUUUCCUUUUUAGACAAACCUUAAAUCUUAGCGAUUUAUAAUCCGAAUGUCUGAAAUUGCAACGCAUCGAACGCCAAUCAGCAUUUUACAAGAAGUGUGCGUAAAGAAAGGAAUAACUCCGAUCUACGAACUUGUGUCAAGUGAAGGACCGAUCCAUGAGCCACUUUAUGUAUUUUUGUGCACAGCCGGUCCAUUCAGUGCCACUUCUAAAGGAGCGAGUAAGAAGAGAGCCAAACAUCAAGCAUCAUAUUUAAUUUUACUAAAGAUGCUGAACAGCAGGCUUUUGACAGAGUCGGAAAAAUAUACUCUGCGGGAUAUACAUAUUGCCGCGGUCAACGUUCUAGGAUCUGACUUUAUGGACUCACUUGAUGAUAUAGAACUGGAUGGCCUACCAAAUAAAAUAAAACAGGAAGAGGAAGAAAAAUACCUGGCCACCGCCAUCCUAUGAAUUCUUAACCAUACCGCAGUCUACCCCAUCGGGUAAUGAAUACAGUUGCAAAGUCAGGUUGUGGAAAUGGACUCAUACAGGUAAAAUUAACAUUUUUGUGGGAAUAUUACAGGAUUUGGAAAUUCCAAAAAAUCUGCAAAGCGACGCGCAGCCCUAGGACUUUUAGAUAAUAUUAUCAAAAAUAAUCUGACUAUACCUCAAGAGGCUUUGGAUGAUAUGGAAGAAGAAACCCUUUCUUUACUUGACAAACAGGACCAGUCUGAUCUGAAGGAAAAUAAAUUAGAAAAUGAGGCAACUGCUCGUAUUUCUUCCAAAGCUCUUCGUGGUUUAUGGAAUAGAAAAGGUGGUAAAAUACGUGUUCCACCCAUAGAUAACCCUGAUAAGGUGGAUAACGCAUGUGAAUAUCUCCAGGAGAUUUGUGAUUGUGCAAAAAUUACUGUUGUAUAUACAUACGUUCCUGCAAACAGUCAGGGGAUGAUCUGCUGCUUUGCGGAACUUUCCACUCUACCACCACAUGUAAUCAAAAGUCAAUUGUCACCAAACCUGGCAAGUGCACGUAAAGAUGCUGCUCGCAGAUGUAUACUAUUUCUAAAGGCUAUGUCAUCUACAACACCUUGUCUUAACUACAGUGAAUGGUUUUCUGCUUCUCCUGAUAAUUAUUUGAAAUAGAUUUAAGUAAUUAAUUCUAUAUAUAUGUACAUACAUUUGCCCAUCUUGUUUUCGAUUACGCUCGUGAGGAUCAAAUUCAAGAUAAUCUAGGGCAAUGAAAAAAGUAUAUCUCUUGUAGCAGAAAUAUUUGAUGACCCUUACAGUAUAACCUCCCUAAAAUGUUGUUUCACGGUGCACU